This is a messenger RNA of Mixia osmundae IAM 14324, 494 nucleotides long. RefSeq lists its product as uncharacterized. Gene Ontology annotation, molecular function: A2-type glycerophospholipase activity. The transcript has a single exon. Gene Ontology annotation, biological process: arachidonate secretion; phospholipid metabolic process. The record is from RefSeq and is a predicted model, not a curated record. The coding region runs from base 184 to 456 and encodes 90 amino acids. NCBI's taxonomy places the organism in Eukaryota, Fungi, Basidiomycota, Mixiomycetes, Mixiales, Mixiaceae.
UGCGAAUAUCGUUGUAGACCAGAGAUUGAGAGACUUUGCCAGGUCUGGCGACCGUGAAAAAUCUCUCAUGCUGGGCCAAGUCGGCGAGCUGAUCUAGGCUACCUCGUACAAUUGUGGCAACAGGACGCAGCUUUGUGUAGUCUUGCCGCACAGCGUGUCACGUUGUCGAGUCCUGGGUAGGCGAUGAACCGAGUCGAUCGAUGGUACAGAAGCUGGGACUGCUGCUACUCGGCAGUGCCUACUUGUUGGCAGAUCGACUUCAACGGGUACGAAGGACCUUACAAGGCUACUUCGUUCGUAGCCUCGGGCCUCGGUAGUCCCUCCGAUUGUUCUGACACUUACUGCCGAUGUCCGAAGGGCACGGCCAGCUGCGUGCAGGCUGCCAGAAGCAAAGUCGCUCUCAAUGUUCAAUCGCAGCCUCACUAUUCUCAGAACAUUCGGUCCGGCAUGUGCUGACAAGACCUGCUAUUGCAUUUAUUACCGUAGCCCCUGUU